Messenger RNA from Rhagoletis pomonella (apple maggot), 2814 nucleotides. RefSeq lists its product as uncharacterized. The coding region runs from base 1 to 2814 and encodes 937 amino acids. The record is from RefSeq and is a predicted model, not a curated record. The transcript is spliced from 3 exons. Gene Ontology annotation, molecular function: zinc ion binding; nucleic acid binding. NCBI's taxonomy places the organism in Eukaryota, Metazoa, Arthropoda, Insecta, Diptera, Tephritidae.
AUGCCAGGGGAAGGUGCAGAUCGAGUAGCCUUUCUAAAGCUGAAAACAAAGGCCAUAUUCAGCAGACUGGAGAGCUUGAUUAACGAGUUGGACGCAGACAAGCUACACAGUAUGGAUGAGUACAGUCUUUCAGCAAUGCUAGAAUCCUUAGGCGAAUUGAAAUCCAGUUUUUCUGCCGCACACACAAGCCUAGAGGAAUUGGACUUCGACUCCAUUGCCAGCGACCUGCCAAGUAACUUCGAUGCUGCUCUAAUCAACCUUAGAGCUACACUGCAACGCGAGAUUGGUAAACGUAGUGCCUCGCAACAUUGCUCCACGCUCAGAAUGAACUCCAGUGAGACCCAAUCAAUCAUUGUGAACGCUAAUAGCUCGCGCUUGCCAUUGCUGACACUGCCUAAAUUCAGUGGCGCCUACACCGAGUGGACAAAUUUCUAUUCAAUGUUCACGUCAAUAAUCGACAAGGACAGCGACCUCACCAACAUCGACAAAUUGCAGCAUCUUCGUUCCUGUCUGAGCGGCGCUGCCCUUGACACCGUGCGCUCGCUGGAAAUAAACGACGCUAAUUAUAACACUGCAUUAGAUCUUUUACAAAAGCGCUUCGAUAACAAACGUCUUAUAUUUCAGGCACACGUCAGGGAGAUAUUUGGGCUAGAGAGGGCAGAUUCAAACGUAACCAAGCUACGAGAGCUGACAGAUAAGGUCACAGCACACAUACGCGCAUUGCAGUCGCUCGCAUCCAAUGGGAAGAUCGCAGAUGGCAUCAUCGUACAAUUGGUGAUCCAGAAACUCGACAAAAAGACGCAAGCUAAAUGGGAGGAGAGUUCAUCGAUCAGCGAACUGCCAUCCUGGGAUCAAUUAGCUAUGUUCUUGGAGAAGCGCUGCAGAACACUCGAGAACGUUGAGCAUUCUAUGCAGACACCGACUGGUCAGGCGGUAAAAGCUAACAAGAACGUGAGUACUGGUCAGAGGAAAUCCUUUGUUGCUUCCAACGGCUCAAAAGGUGUUUGUGUGUUUUGUGGAUCUGCCGAGCAUGCAAUUUAUAGCUGUCAACGCUUCGCAAAUUUGUCUCCGAAUUUACGCCUGAGGGAAGUUAAGAAGCUUUCCCUUUGUCUUAACUGCCUAAAGACUGGGCAUCAAAUUCGUGACUGCAAAUCCGGAUCGUGCCGCGCCUGUCAGUCGAAACACCACACGCUCUUGCAUUUCGAACGCUCAACUGCAUCGUUAAUCAAUAGUCAAGCCGAAGCUUCGUCGGCAGCUACAGUUCAAUCCAACGCUAUGACUGCAUCGUUAUCUGUGUCGCCUAGUGCCCCAGUAUCUCCUUCUGAUGCUGUGUUCCUAGCUACUGCCGUCGUUCUGCUUGUAAAAGCAAAAUCUUCUGCUACAGUAUCUGGCAUUGGAGAUGCCAAUUUCUCAACGGAGGGUUACUCAGUCGACCUCGUACUGAAGUCGCGGACUUCAGAUUUCUCAACAAACAUAACAGCUGUUGUUGUACAAACCAUAACCGACAACCAGCCUGGCUGCUCCGUGAGCACCAACGAGUGGAAUGUUCCGUCGAAUAUACAACUAGCUGAUCCUGGGUUCAACUUACCGCAGCGAAUUGAUCUGCUCAUUGGAGCAGCAUUGUUCUUCGAUCUGCUAUGUGUGGGGCAGAUACGCUUGGCAUACGGUUUACCACUCCUUCAGAAAACACGCCUCGGUUGGGUGCUAUCUGGAGGGGGGCAACAAGCUCCAAAACUAUCAUCUUUUGUGGUGCGACGGAAGUCCUCCAGUGAUAUUAUUUCCACUCGGUUGGAAGAUUUAGUGCGUCAGUUCUGGGAAAUAGAGCACAACUUCGAGCCGAUCUCUAAGGCCUCCCAAGAAGAUAUCGACUGCGAAGCCCACUUCCGGGAAAAUUAUUUGCGAUUGUCAUCAGGCGAAUACUCAGUUCGUCUUCCCAUGAAGCGUGGUGUGGAGGCCCUUGGAGACUCCUAUUUGCAAGCUCGUCAACGCUUCGAAAGUCUUGAACGAAAAUUCGCUCGUAACCCUGAGCUUAAAACAGAAUAUAGUAAGUUCAUAAAGGAAUAUCUGGACCUUAAUCACAUGUCGCUAGUUACCAAUGAGGUUUUUCAACAAUGCAAGUAUUUUCUGCCGCAUCAUUGCGUCAUCAAGGAUGACAGUAGCACAACAAAGCUGAGAGUGGUUUUUGAUGGCUCUGCAUCCACUACUUCGGGCUUUUCGCUGAACGACCUACUCAUGGCAGGCCCAACUAUUCAGCCGAAACUUUUUGAUAUCCUUAUUAGAUUUCGUACUUUUCCCAUAGCACUUACUGGGGACAUCUGUAAGAUGUAUAGGUGUGUUCGCGUCACCCCACCAGAUAGCAUGCUCCAAUGCAUAUUGUGGCGUGAAUCUCCUCAGGAAAACUUUGCCAUCUAUAAGUUAGACACGCUGACUUAUGGAACUAAGCCUGCGUCAUUUCUGGCCAUACGUGCCAUGCACCAACUCGCAGCUGACGAAUCCUCGACUUACCCCAUUGGUGCAGAAAUAGUGCGUCGAGACUUCUACGUAGAUGACUUGAUAUCUGGAGGCGAUUCGAUGGAAGAAGUACUGAAUAUCAAGCUACAAACAACUAGCCUCCUUGCUCGAGGAAACUUUAAGUUACGCAAGUGGUGCUCUAAUAGUCCAGAUAUCCUUCGUGAUAUACCUGACGUAGACAAGGAACGUUUCCUUAAGUUUGACGAUGGCAGUGACAUCACCAAAGCUCUGGGACUAGUUUGGGAUCCGGUCAAGGACAAGCUGCUAUUUUCGUUUCUCGCUGUUACGAUCCCCUUGGACUAA